AUGGCUCACACUAUGGAGGCCAUAACAGUUGCCAUAAGGCAGAGUCUAGAUGUGGUCCAACAGAAGAAGAGUGAACCCCCUCAGUUCUUUGGAAUUGAUGGACCAAAUGCAGCUGAGCUCUGGAUCCGAGAGGUGGAAAAGAUAUUUAUUACUAUGGGGUGUGUUGAGGAUAGAAAGGUUGUUUAUGCCGCGUAUAUGCUGAUAGGAGAUGCGGAGAUGUGGUGGCAGGGAGCCUGUACUAUGUUAGAUGCUCAAGGAGAGAGAUUCUUCAAUGGGCUAAGAACGGAUAUUAAGAGAACUAUGAUUCCUUUGAGGAUUACAGAAUUUGUCAAUUUGGUGUAUCAAGCCACCAUCAUUGAGAGCCUCAAUUUAGAGGACGUUGGGGGACCUAAGGGAGCGACGUUGUCAGCCCCUAGACUAGUGGGAACGGCCACCUCCAUUCUUCAGCCUAGGGGAGCAAGUGCACCAUCUUUUAGAGCUCUAGCCCCUACAACAGUGAGAUGUUUCAGGUGUGGAGGACCACAUUAUCUGAAUCAAUGCCAACAGGUAGCUAAGGAUUGCCCUACUUCUCGAAGUAGAGCAGCAUCGUCCAUAGCUAGAGCUUUACAUGCCGUGAGACCCAGAACAGUUAGGGCUCCACAGAUGAUUAGGCCUAGAUCUAAGGCCUGUGUGUUUACCACUUCUGGGACAGAUGCUGCUCAAGCUACAGAUCUUGUUCAGGGGACAGGAAUGGUGGUCGGUACAUCCCUUUCCGUGCUUUUUUAUUCUGGAGCCACACACUCCUUCAUUGCGGAUGUCUAUGUGAAAAACCUAGGAUUGCCUGUAAGUGAUUUGAGAUGUAAUUUGGUGGUGGCGACACUCACUUUGAAUUUGGUAACAACUUCGACAGCUUGUAUUGGAUGCCCUAUAGUAGUUGAGGGACGGGAGUAUAGGGUUAAUCUUAUUAAUAUCCCUAUGUCGGGCUUAGAUGUAAUAUUGGACAUGGAUUGGCUAACUACCAAUCAUGUUGUAAUCGAUUGUGCCCAACAACGUUUAAUUUUUCCUGAGCCGCAAGAGUUACCAGAAAUGAUUCCUAUAACCCAAGUGGAGGCAACUCUUGGUAAAAGGGCUUCAUGCUUUGUUCUUUUAGUUGUCAUGGAUAUAGAGAGGGAGCAGGAACUUCAGUCAAUACCGGUUGUGCGGGAUUUUUCUGAAAUCUUUCCUGAUGAUGUUCCUGGAAUACCUCCAUCCAAGGAGAUAGAGUUUGGUAUAGACUUAAUUCUUGGGGCUGAGCCAGUAUCUAUAGCACUUUACAGGAUAGCACCAAAGAGCUGA
Molecule: messenger RNA, 1314 nt
Organism: Abrus precatorius (Indian licorice)
Lineage: Eukaryota; Viridiplantae; Streptophyta; Magnoliopsida; Fabales; Fabaceae
Exons: 4
Coding region: 1-1314 (437 amino acids)
Source: RefSeq, a predicted model, not a curated record